Ochlerotatus camptorhynchus is the source of this 5255-nucleotide messenger RNA. RefSeq names its product liprin-beta-2-like. Gene Ontology annotation, cellular component: presynaptic active zone. Lineage: Eukaryota; Metazoa; Arthropoda; Insecta; Diptera; Culicidae. The record is from RefSeq and is a predicted model, not a curated record. The transcript is spliced from 8 exons. Bases 575 to 4687 code for a protein of 1370 amino acids. Gene Ontology annotation, molecular function: protein binding. Gene Ontology annotation, biological process: neuromuscular junction development.
AGAGAGCUCAGCGUCUCGUCGUCGUCGCCACUGAAUUCGAACUCGCUGUGCACAUUCGUCAGUUUAGUCUGACAAGUCCGAUGGGACAACAGAACGCGACUUGUAGCUCGCAGCAACGCAGGCGCCGCGUCGCCAUCAUCGUCGUCGUCGUCGUCUGACGUGUUGCGCGUGGUUCUUCGCCCGCGGUGUCUUGGGCAAUUGCGAAAAAUAUUUAUAAACGCGCCUUCAUCUUUCGGCAGAACGUGGCAGCGGUCCCACCUUGGAAGAAGUAUAACAUCGAUUUGGAAAAUUCUACUCUGAUUUUCGAGUUUAAUAGUGUUAUAAAAUUCCUUGUUUGUUUUUCCUGAGAGUGCAUAUCUUCAUGCUGCGUCGAAAGCAUAGAAAUGUUGUCUGUGAAUAGAAAUAAAUGAACAGCCGAAACGCGAAGUGUUGGUUGAUUUUUACGUGUUCCUUUUCCACUGUCGGUGUAUGUGAUUUGUUAUUCUGUUCUCGGCUCGUGGCGUACCAUAAAUACGGGGAAGAAAUUAAUUAGAACAGUGCGCAACACUCGGUCUAGUUUGCGAGAUUAAAAAUAAUGGAAGACGACGAUCUGCAUCAGCAUCGGUCCAUCGGUGCUCCCCGCUGUGACUUUAACCGGCUGAGCACCAUCCGGGAACGUAGCAGUGGCAGUCGCAGCAGCAGCAACAGCAGCAGCAACAGUGAUGAUUCAGAAUUCUUCUCGGAUCUACCGCUGCCCCCGGUUCCACUAGUGAAAACAGACGAUAAACUGCCCAGAACUCCGUCCGAAGAGUUUCUCUACUCACGGAUGGUAGACUUCGACGAUGAACCUGCGGCAGCGUCCCGGGAAGAUCUCCGAUCCAUCGACAGCGGUACGACCAACACACUGCACAAAGGUUCUUGGAGCUCGGCCAGCUGCUCGGUGGACGAGGGGAUUCUCUACUUGGAUGGCGACGAUGGGGAUUUCGACGAGUGUUCGUCUGCCUACCGAGACAAAUUACCAAUCCUAAGAUCACUGUCUGCGUCACCGGAGCUGCUCUUGCAACAGCAGCAGCAGCGAAGGCGAAAACGGAGGAAAUGCCGCAGACGCAAAGCAGAUGACUCUACGUGCCGUGACGAGGAUUUCACCUGGGUUAACAACCGUUCCGAAGCACCGAAAGCUACGAUCGAUUCGGACCGUCGAUCGACUUCUCACACCACCAUCGGAGGUCGAUCAAGCCGAAGCCACACUCACGGCCAUGAACCCAGCUUAAACCGUAAUCUCCUGAGCCCAGUGCUGGCUCAACCGGGAGCUCUCGGCUGUGGCAAACCUCCUCGUCCCAUGACGGGUAGCCUGGAUAGAAGACGCCAUCUAGGAGCGAAUCGCCACGAGCGGGACUCCAAAAGUCGAAGCACCCACUCGCUCAAAGACAAGUUCUCUUCCUCCGAACUCCAACAACAGGACUCCCACUCCAGCAAUUUGAGCUUGAACUCCAAAGGUAAAUCCUCCAGCAAGCGAUCGACCAGUGUGAAAGGAUCGAAUGAUAAACUUUGGAAUUUUCAAGAACACCACAAUGACUCCGGAAUCUACCACAACUACAACAGCAGCGGAAGUAGUCAUCACCACCACCACAACAACCACAACAACAACAACAACAACAACAACAACAAUAACAAUGGUCAAAGGCAGAGCCCGGGGAUAUGGGAACCUCCACCGCCACCACCAGUUUCUCACUGGGAUCCGCACUACUACUGGAACUGGAACAACCACCACCAGAGCCGAGAGGAGCUGCGGCUGAUCGACUACCACCGCCGACAACAGGCGGAACUGUAUCGAUACGGCAGCAACGGAGCCCUUAGCAGCACCCAGGACUUAUCCUGCUCCAGUGGAUGCUGCAAUCGUGCGUACUACCCACCACAGCCACCGCCCUGUUGCUCCUGCGAGCACAGCCGACCCAUGUGGGGCAAGGACUGUCAGGUUGGCACUAUUAGACGUCAGGACACGGACGAGCGACUGCGCCGGUUGCAAUCGGACAAGGAAGCCAUGGCCCUGCAGGUCAAGGUACUGACCGAGCAGGUCCAGACGCAGGGCACCAAGAUCGCCGAUCUGGAGCGGACCGUCAGCGAGAAGAACCAGCUGCUCUCGAAUGCGGACGACCUACUGCAGCGAGUAAGCCAAUUUGCCAAAACCGUUGGCAUCCAGAUUGACAAACAGAAAGAAAUGCUCUCGCGAUCGUCACUGGAAACGCAAAAAUUGGAGCUAAUGUCCGCCAUGAGUGAACUGAAGCUGCAGCAAGCCGCCUUGGAACGGGAAAACCUGGAGCUGCGAUCUAGUCUGAUCAACGGAACCCCCCUCAGCAAUGGCAACCACCUGAACGGGGGCAUCCUCAAUAGCAAUACCCUGAACAACAACAACAACAACAGCAACAGCAUUGCAGCUAGUCUUCUGCGACGGACCGGUCGAAUGGUAACGUCCACUCCGGGCAACUCAAUCAACUCGUCCCCGCUGCAUCACGGUAGCCACGGUAGUCUACCGCAACAGCAAACGGCCACCUCACCUAGUCCCGUUACACCAAAAACGCCCCCCGCGUCCUACCGGCAGCGGGUGGACCUACACUACAGCAGUCUUCCACGGCAAGCCUUUGCCACAACGCUAUCGACGGCCAGUGGUUCCAGUGCGGGCAGUUCCGGCGGCACCGACGCCAACGCCAACCUGAAGCGCAACGUAGCAUUCGGUAAUUGUUUGACCACCCUAGAAACCUAUAUCAAUGCCAUCAACCUUGAAGCCGAAGCAGCGGCAGCAGCUGAAGAAUCUGCUUCUGCUUCCUACCUUUCAGCUAAAACUCUGGUCACCGGUGCCAAUGGCGCGCCACCGAACCGACCUGCGGCUGUAAAUAUGUCUGCAUCGAUGAAUGCCCUCUCGCUGUCCGCUGCGCUUGGUCAGUCCAAUUUAAAAUCGCUGAAACAGACGUCCGCUUCGGCGCAGAACAUCUACUGUUCGGUGGAGCCAUAUGCUCCUUCCGGGAUGAUCGAAUCCAAAUCCGAUCGAUUGAUCGAUUUCGAGCAGGACCAUUCGGAAAGGGCUACCACGGAACCGCCCCCGGGUGGGCCGGCGGACAGUUCCACGAAUUCCACUCCAAAGCUGGCCGCCGCCAGCAGUCCCAUUUUGGAUCGAGAGUUCCACCAGCGAUCCAAAUCGCAGCCACAGCCUUUCUCCGUUUCCGCCGAUCCACUGCAGACGAUGCUGAUUGGGGAGAUUCGUGGAUUUUCCGUGCCAAAUCUAGCCGACUCGGAAACCCUGUCGAACGAUCGCCUGGAUGGGCAAGCUAGUCAACGUAGCUACACGCCGCAGCCUUCACCGUCGCCGUCGAUGAGUCACAAAAAUCUGAAAGGUUUGAGGAACAUCUUCGGUAAGAUCAAACGAAGCAACAGCGGUACGCUGGAGGACGUCGACCCGGGAGAGUUCAAACGAGGUGGGGUCCGUGCGACGGCCGGAGCAAGGUUGGGAUGGAGUUCAGAGUUCCGACGACCGGAUAAACCUUUUAAGGAGUGGGACCUGGAAGUGCUGUGCCAGUGGUUCGAGCAGAUGGGACUCAGUAUGUACGAGGAAGAGCUUAGACGAUGGCUGAAGGUUGGUGGAGCGCCCGAACUGGUCCGAGCGUCACCCGUGGAUAUUGAAAAGGAGUUGAACCUGAAGAAUCCACUGCACAGGAAGAAGAUCGUGCUGGCGAUCGCCGACCUAACCGAAAGCGUCGAUGCGGAUGUGUUGCUCAAGAAUGCGGGCAAACUGGAUACACCUUGGAUAAUUCGAUGGUUGGAGGAUGUAGGACUGCCGCAGUACAAGGAUAGCUUUAUGGCAGCCAGGAUGGAUGGUCGCAUGCUGCACAAGCUUACCAUGGAUGAUCUAGUCACUUUGCACGUGUCUUCCUGUGUGCAUGUCGCCAGCUUACGGCGAGGCAUUCAGCUGCUGCGGGAGCAAAAAUGGAAUCCGGAUUGCUUCAUUCGACGAUCGAUGGCCGAUGAGAGCAGUGGUACCAAAGAAGACGUGCGGUUGUGGACUUGCUAUCGGGUUAUGGAAUGGCUCCGGGCGGUGGACUUGUCCGAGUACUCACCGAACCUGCGGGGUACUGGUGUCCACGGUGCCCUAAUGAUGUUUGAGGUGAAAUUCACCGCCGAACUGCUAGCUGAACUGCUUAGCAUCCCACCGAGCAAGACACUGCUCCGGAGGCAUCUGGCAACGCAUUUCAAGGAACUCCUGGGAAGAGACAUCAUCCAAGUGAAACGAGACGCAGAGAAUACGCUCGGAUUCCAACCGCUGACGUUGGCUGCCAAAAUCAAGACCCCAAAGAAGUCGCAGUUUUCGCUGAAGCGUAAGAAGAGCUCCAAGGGCGGGGACGAGUGGAGCGACUACGUCUGCCCGAUGGGUGGUGACUCAGGUCAGGAACAUCUUCCUCCCCAGCAACAACAGCAACAAUCAUCAUCGCAUCAAUCACUGUCCACUGCAUCCUCUUCCUCCUCCUCGGUCGCGGCGGCAGCGGCUGCGAGCUCUGCCGACACUUCCGUUGUUACUACUACCAGUGCCACUAGUGCCAGCAACUACCAGCAGCACAAUCAGCAUAGCUACAACUCACAUGCUUCUCCCUACCGCGCUAACACUAAUCCUGUCACUAGCAAUGCAAGCGUGGCUGUAAGUUGUCAAUCUUGUUCCUAACCUGUGGGUCAAUGUGUGUAUGUUGUAUGAUUGUGUGGUUCUGUGUUUUGGGGGGCAGAUGAUACAAUAGAUCAAGUGUUCGUAAAGCUAACCUCACUUUUAGAGAACAGUGCACGGUCCCUAACGCCACUUCUUGUAUACCUUUAAUUUUGUAUCAGAGUAAUAGGAAGUAAAUAAACCACCGGAAAAUGUCAAAAUUUUGAGGAUGAAAAGGGGAUGUUGUCAAAAUCCGUGCACUUAAUGCAUUCUGCCUUUUAUAUGAGAGUAAAAGCGGAUAGCAACCAAGGAAGCAAAAAUAUCUCCAAAUGACAAAAUGACAAACGAUCAACGAGUCGAACGAUAACGCUUUGUCAGAAGUGGAAUGCAAUAAUGAUAUAAACUUCUUCCUUUUUUCAUGACAAGCAGCGCGUACGACACAGCUCUCUCGGAGCGGUAGAAGGAAACGAUCAAAUUGAUGGCAAGCUGCUUCACGAAGUAAAGCCGAAGAUGAUACACGUGAAUGUUUUUGUUAUGUCUUUUCACGAUUCCGAUCAAGCUAUGUCCUCAACCAUGUAUAUUAGAACAAAGC